Xyrichtys novacula (pearly razorfish) is the source of this 2085-nucleotide messenger RNA. NCBI's taxonomy places the organism in Eukaryota, Metazoa, Chordata, Actinopteri, Labriformes, Labridae. The record is from the annotation of a GenBank genome assembly.
ACUGCCUUCACCCCUCCCCAGGAUGAGUAUUGUGCACUUACUAAAAAAUUUCCAAACUUCUGUCAGAUUGUGUCGUUGCAGUCAGAUCAGAUCAUCAUCCUCCAACCUGCCUGUCGGUCAGAAUGUCCAUGAAGAUCCUGCCCAUCACUGUCCUCCUGUUCUUGGUGUGCUUCUGGUCCUCUGCAGACAGUAGAAGGCACAAUUGUAAGUAUGAAAAUAACCAAAACAAAAAUUAAACUGAGCCAGUAAACCUAUUUUAAACUGCUGUCCAACAGAUACUGUAAAAGCCUUUUUGAAUUUCUGUAAAUAGUCUGUUUGGCACUUCCUGCCGUGUUCUUUCAGUGUGUUUUGACAGUUUUUCUCAGUUACUACAACAUAACUCUUCCUGCCUCAUUUUACAUAGCCUCUAUAUAGUGAGUGUGCUUCAUCUUGUUUCAUGUUGCCCUCUGCGGCCUGUAUGUGUGCGCGUGUGUGUACUAUGUUCGGUAUUUGUUGUGGUCUACGUGCUGCUCCUGUAGAUGAUAAGUUUCUUGGUGAUUUUCGUCUUCUAUGAAAUUAAGUUCAAGACAACAAGACCAUGUUACCUGUUUCUUGUCUGAUGUUUUUAGCAUUGAAUUUUUUCUCUGUGAAUUUUUACAAAUAAAUAUUUCACUAUGAGUCACAAACAAAGUGUGAAACUAGGAAUGUAAUGAUUCUUUUAACCCCUAACCUUUUUAAGAAAUGAAUCACAAUUGUUUAAUUCUUUGACCACAAACCUGAACAUCAAAUACAUCCUACUAUCGUACACGCCUGAACCAAAUAUAUUGGUAUUUUUUUUCAUGUUUUAACUGAUUUGGCAUCUCAUGAUCACCACAUUACCGCUUGCUAACCACUGUGCUGUGUUGGAUACUUGAUCUUGAUAGGGCACCACCAUCUGCGUGCAUUCACUCUUAUUUUAGAAGAUGACAGUCAGAAAACCUGAUCACACAUCAUGAAUAUCAAAUGAGUACGCAGAAAGGAGUAUCAGUACAUCUAGUACACUCAACAGAGCAGAAACAGUACAUUCUGAUAGCAUCAGUGGACGACAUGGAGAAUAUGUCUGAAUUUGUUUUUAGUGAGCGUAAAACUUUAGAGUGGCAGUUAAAAGCUGCAAAGUGAAAGAGGCUUCAACCAAAAUGAGGCAACCACAAUACUGUUUGAGCUCUGGCAGUGUUACAGGAGUGGUUGAGUGAAAACGUCUUUCAGUAUGAAGAAAGGAGACCUGAAACAGCUGCUGCUGUUAUAUUUCUAUACAUAACUACUUGCUAACUAUACAUUAUUCUCAAUUUAAGGCUGUUGUAAUGCUCUAAAUCACAUCUUUUAAACUUUUAAUAAUACCAUAUACUUGACUGAGUUCUAAUACAUCAGACGUUAUGUUAUUUCACAGACUUUAUUGUUAAAUUUUAAGGGAGGGGGUUAAACCUUUUCUACUUUUUUCUCAACUAUCUCUGGUGCUCUCUUUCUCUCUUUAAGUGCGUGGUCCCUCAAAACACCACCCUCCUCCUCCGUGCUGCACCAAGGUUUCUACAGCCGACGUCAGCGCUGAUGUGAUCGGGGACACAUAUCAAGAACAAGCAGCCCAUCCUCCCUGUGUGAAAGCUUUGAUGUAAGUUCAUAAACGAGGUCUAAAAGCACACAAACACACAAAGACAAUCCUAAAUAUUUUGCCUUUUUUUUUCUAGUUUCAACACAGAAUAUGGACAAGUCUGCAUUGGUACUCAUGUGGAAUGGGCCAAAGAACGUGAGUUGUUCAAAAAUUAUUUACAAAUGGUUCAUGAAGCAGUAUUUACACCCCCUAAAAAUACCCAUGCUCUUUCUUAUCUCCCUUCCUGCCUUCUAGUCGCUGCAAACAUGACAAAGCUGUGAAGACUUUGAAACAUUUCCCUGUUGCUGAUGAAGACGCCCUCCGUACACUCUGAGCAACAUGAGCAGCACACACAGUACCUUUACUUUUAUAAUAUCUGAGCAUUCACAUUUCUAAUACCUCAUUUCUUUUGACUGAGCUUAAACAUAUAUAUCUGCAAAAAGUGACAAAUGAAGCAAUAAAAAUACUCUUUUAAGAAUGAC